Dermacentor andersoni is the source of this 1173-nucleotide messenger RNA. The record is from RefSeq and is a predicted model, not a curated record. Lineage: Eukaryota; Metazoa; Arthropoda; Arachnida; Ixodida; Ixodidae.
AGAAGGUCAGGGUGAGGGCCAGCAAUCGGUUGGAUGUCGAAAUUGUUCUAAUCGUCGUCGGCCAAACGGCGACGGGUAAACGAUAGAGACUGGCCUUGUUGAGCCGGCCUUCCGGGCAAACGCCGCGAUGUUGACUGAGUGGGACCCGAAGACAAUCGAGAACCAGCAGCCCUCGGCCACUUGUCUCCUGAGGGUCAAACAGGACAUCGCGGAGAUCAAGGCCAACCCGCUGCCCGGAAUCUACGUGUCUCCCGAGGAGGACGACCUGACCAAGUUCCACGCCAUCGUGGUGGGGCCGUCGGGCACUCCCUACGAGCGCGGCUUCUUCCAGUUCUUCAUGAAGUGCCCCGCCAACUACCCGAUGCAGCCGCCACGCGUGCGCCUGAUGACCACGGACGCUGGACGCGUGCGAUUCAACCCGAACCUCUACGCUUGCGGAAAGGUCUGCCUCAGCAUCCUCGGCACAUGGCCAGGACCCGCCUGGAGCCCGGCACAGAGCGUAAGCAGCGUACUGAUCUCCAUCCAGUCGCUGCUCAACGAGGAACCGUACUACAACGAACCUGGAUUUGCAAAAGGAAUGUCCCCCGUCGCCUCUAAAAGCUACAACGACAAUAUACAACACGAGACCAUUAGAGUUGCCGUCUGCGACAUGGUAGAAGCCUGCCUGCAGGCCAACCCUCCGUGUCCGCCGGACCUGGCGGAGGCCAUUUUAAAGCAGUUCGCCGAGUCUUAUGGCAUGUACGAAGAAAAAGUCAAAGGCCUGACUCAAGUCACUUUUUCCAACGUGGCGGGGGGAUUUCUAGGUUUCUUCACGCAGAAAACUACGUAUCAGUACGACACACUGCUGACGCGACUCAAGGACUUGAAGGAACGGGUGGAGAAAAAACACGAAGCCGAAGUGAAUGCUAACAUGGACGCCGAUUUCAACGCUGAUGUUAACGUUGUCGUUGUUAACGCUGAUGCCAACGCCGGACAAUGAUGGACUACCGUUGCGAAGUCGUCCCGUGGAGCAGUUCAAAGCUGCACUGCUUCCGAAUGUCGGGGGGAACCAAUGUUCGACCACGAAAAAAGAAAGACGCAAGUUAGCACAAGCUCGAAGAGUUCACCAAGACGAGUGACACGAGACAUAUGCGUGCCCUCCCCUCUAAAUUAAAUGAUCUGAUCACGAAUGGU